Molecule: messenger RNA, 1605 nt
Organism: Daldinia childiae
Lineage: Eukaryota; Fungi; Ascomycota; Sordariomycetes; Xylariales; Hypoxylaceae
Exons: 3
Coding region: 1-1605 (534 amino acids)
Biological process (GO): transmembrane transport
Molecular function (GO): transmembrane transporter activity
Source: RefSeq, a predicted model, not a curated record
AUGGUCCUAACAAAGCAGAGAUCACCUCGAAAUCCCGAUGACUUCCCGACUAUUCAGCUGUUUCUAUUAGCUAUUGUUCGUCUAGCCGAACCUAUCGCCCUCACCUCCAUCUUUCCGUAUGCCUGGGCCUUAGUCAAGCGGUUCAAAGUCGGCAACGAGCAAGAUGCCUCGUUCUAUGCCGGUCUCCUUAUAUCCUCAUUCGCCCUUGCCGAGGCGCUGAUGGGGAUGUUUUGGGGCGGGUUGUCUGAUAGAAUCGGUCGUAAGCCUGUACUCCUUGUAGGAUGCAUUGGAACUAUGUUCAGCAUGGUUAUGGUAGGAUUUGCUACAAACCUCUGGAUCGCCUUGAUCGGUCGAGCACUCGGCGGGCUCUUAAAUGGAAACAUCGCAGUUAUCCAGACCAUGGUUGGCGAGCUGGUCACCAAACCUGAACACGAGCCUCGCGCUUAUUCCGUGAUGCCAUUUGUCUGGUCCAUUGGAACAAUCAUUGGGCCAGCAAUCGGAGGAAUACUAGCAGAUCCCCAUGCGUCUUGGCCUGAUACGUUCCCGAAAGGCACAAUUUUCGCAAACUUCCCAUAUCUCCUUCCCAAUCUCUGUUGUGCUGCUCUUCUAAUGAUUAGCAUUUGCUUGGGAUAUUUUUUGCUCGAAGAAACGCACCCUGAUAUGGUUCCACGGGUUAUGCUACCCGAUGACACCUAUGUUUCCGACGAGACUCCCCUCAUAGAAACCUCAGAUGCGAUUAAGCAACCAGCUGUUGAUCUACGUUCUGAGACGUACGGGACUUUUCGGGGCAGGGAGAGCGGUGAAUUCAAUCGCGAUGCGAUUUUCUCGAAAGUGCCAGAAAAGAAUGGCGACUUCACUAUCUUCACUAAGCGCAUCAUAGCUCUAGUCGUUGCGCUCUCUAUCUUUACCUAUCACUCGAUGACUUACGACCAUCUCCUCCCCAUAUUCUUUGAGGACGAUAAAGUUCCCAUCAACAAUGCUCCAGAAGAGGGUUUCUUCUCCAAAUUUAAUCCCAUUUACUCACCCGGUGGUUUGGGCCUAUCCAUGCAGUCCGUAGGGUUUGUAAUGGCGAUUAAUGGAGCUAUUGCACUCUUCGUUCAAGUUGUUAUUUUCCCUAUAGCCGCCGAAAAGAUCGGCGUUUUCAGGCUCUUUAUUAUUGUUACCGUCCUCCAUCCGAUUGCCUACGUCAUUGUCCCUGCCCUGGUCCAUGUGCCGGACUCCCUCCUAUACCCCGGGAUUUACUUUUGCUUGACCGUCAGAAACAUCUUCUCUAUCAUCUUAUAUCCUCUACUCCUCAUCCUUAUUAAGGACGCAACUCCUAGCUCGUGCGUACUUGGCAAAGUGAAUGGCCUCGCAGCUAGCGCUGGAGCAGCUUGCCGUAUGAUAGCUCCGCCUGUGGCUGGUUAUCUCUACUCGAUUGGGUCGCAGAUUGACUGCACUGGUCUUGCAUGGUACGGCAGUGCUCUUGUCGCCAUAAUUGGCGCUUUCCAGUGUUUUGCAGUCAAGCGAGAACGAAACGAGAUCGUCUCAGAGGAGACUGGAGCAAUGAUUAAGAAGCAUCGUGCUAUUGUGACGACUACCGAGACAAAUGAUGACGAGCUGUGA